Messenger RNA from Truncatella angustata, 311 nucleotides. RefSeq lists its product as uncharacterized. The coding region runs from base 6 to 179 and encodes 57 amino acids. Lineage: Eukaryota; Fungi; Ascomycota; Sordariomycetes; Amphisphaeriales; Sporocadaceae. The transcript has a single exon. The record is from RefSeq and is a predicted model, not a curated record.
GGGAAAUGCUCAAAUGCAGCUGUUUGCCAAGUUGGAGGCCAUUGACCUGUGUUCCAUUAACUCCACAUGCUUCAUUUCGCAGCUAUCUUUUCGUUCUCAUAUCUGGUGUGCAAGGCAAUGGCCGCCAAUCAGGUCGAACGACUUAUUAUAUUCGCAGUUAUGUACAUAAUCAUCUUUAGAGGAUUCAGUUGAGAAAAAUGCUUAAGCCAAGAUCUGAGUCUGACCAUUGAGACACUGAUCAGGGGUUGGAGUAAGAGAUUGACUGGGGGUACAGUGUCACGAUUGGCUGAUAUGGAGCGCAUGGGCAGGGG